This is a messenger RNA of Amaranthus tricolor (Joseph's coat), 2195 nucleotides long. RefSeq lists its product as uncharacterized. The record is from RefSeq and is a predicted model, not a curated record. The transcript is spliced from 4 exons. Gene Ontology annotation, molecular function: RNA binding. Bases 401 to 1774 code for a protein of 457 amino acids. Lineage: Eukaryota; Viridiplantae; Streptophyta; Magnoliopsida; Caryophyllales; Amaranthaceae.
UCACCAUCUUUCUUCGUCUCCUCUUCUCCACGAGAGGAUAGCCAAAGCUACCUCUCACCCCUACCCUUUUCUCUCUCUCUUUUCUUCCAUUUCUACCCAUUUAUUAUUAUUUUUUUUAUCCAUUUUUAUUUUUAAAUUUUUUUUGUGUUUACAGUUUACAUAUACCCCUUUCUUCUCUUCCUCUCUUUAUCCAUUACAUAAUUUUUCUCCUCCUUAACCAUUUUUGUAACAAUUCCUUAAGUGGAGGAGGAAGGAGGGAGGUUGAGGAUAAAGCAUAAGGGAGAAGCUUUCAUUUCUCUCUUGUUCUUGUUUUAUGCCUCCUCUCAGAUCUUGAAUUCUUCAUCAACUUAUCAUUUUGAUUCAUAUCUUGCCUUUUUUCUAAUUACAAUCCGAUUGGAAAAUGGAGUCAGGGAAGCUUUUCAUUGGUGGGAUUUCUUGGGACACAAAUGAAGAUCGAUUAAGGGAGUAUUUUCAAACAUUUGGUGAGGUUGUGGCAACUGUGAUCAUGAAGGAUCGAACAACGGGCCGGGCUCGUGGGUUUGGCUUUGUUGUUUUUGCUGAUCCUGCCAUUGCAGAUCGAGUUGUUAAGCAGAAACAUAUGAUUGAUGGCAGAACUGUUGAGGCAAAGAAGGCUGUUCCUAGAGAUGAUCAGCAAAUCCAAACUAGAAACCAUGGUAGCCCUAUUGCAUCGCCUGCCCUUACUCGCACAAAGAAGAUAUUUGUGGGGGGUUUAGCAUCUACUGUCACUGAAGGGGAUUUCAAAAGGUACUUUGAGCAGUUUGGUACCAUUACUGAUGUUGUUGUUAUGUAUGAUCACAACACCCAAAGGCCAAGAGGAUUUGGGUUUAUCACCUUUGACUCUGAAGAAGCAGUUGAGAGAGCACUGAUUAAAACCUUUCAUGAUCUAAACGGAAAAACGGUUGAGGUCAAACGAGCUGUUCCGAAAGAGUUAUCACCUGGACCAAGCAAGAGCCCUUUAGGUAGUGGUGGUAGUGGACUUAGUAGAGUUAACAGCUUCCUCAAUGGUUAUCCGCAGAGUUACAAUUCCGGCUUUAUUGGGGGACAUGGAGUCAAAAUUGAUGAACGACAAAGCCCCAUGGCUUUUUCUCGAGGUGGGUUCCCUCCAUUUAGCCCUUCUAUUUAUGGAAGUGCAUUGAAUUAUGAACCUAGGAUGAGUCCAAAUUUUGGUGAAACUGCGAAUAUCUUUCCAAUGAUGAGCUACGAGAAAGGACCAAUUGCAUUGCAUAAUAGCAAUUCCAACAGACACGAGAGAUUUGCCGAUUUUGAUGGGGUGAAGCGAGGUAAUGCUUCUGCUCUCGGUUCAUCUUCAUGGAGCUUGUGGGGGAGUGGCCGUGAGAGCAUCAAUGACACCGCUUUCUCUGGAAAUAAUACUUCUAUGAACUUUAGAGAUGUUGAGGCAAAUACUCUUAAAACUAGUGAAUCAAUUUGGAAUUCUGCCGCCGUUCCAGCUCAAGGUGGAGGGCGUGCUUCUGUCUCGAACGGUCUCAGUCUUAGCUAUAGUCAUGAAGAGAACAAUAUCGGAUCAGCAGUAGGAUAUGACCGAGAUAUCAGAAAUAGGACAGCACCUGUAUUGCCUUUUCCUUCAUUAGAUGAUGGGUAUGAUGCUAAGUUUGACGAUUUUCUUGGUGGUGCGAGUGAGCAGUCCUUGCUUUUGCCAUCCUUGGGGCUGAAUGGAUCCGGUUCAUUUGAAUUUGGACAUGGAAAUUCAGUGUCAGAUAUUCCGCUCAACAAUCCUGCUGGUUUAUGUUGGUAGUUAUAGCAUUUGUCAAUAGCAACAUAGAGGGUUUGAUGCCGUAGGAAAAAUUAUUCAAUUGGAUGAAGUAGAACUUGGUUCGUAGCGUUGAUCAGAGUUGCUGCUUGGAUUCACAAUAGACAGUUAACAAAGAUCGGCUCACUUGUUGAUCGUUUUUACCAUAGUUUUUUUUUUCUUUUUCCAUCGUAGUUUUGUCUGUUUGUCGGGAUUUGUAAAUGGAAUCACGGGGUACACACAGUAUCAUCCAUCACUUGCAACAUGCGACGAGUACAUAUAGAACUAAGACAUGGAUGUUUUCUGAUCUUCAUAUAGUUUUUUUCAGCCAAGUUGUUUAUAUUCUUAUGAGGUAUUCAAAUUUCUGUAGUGAACAUCUGUUUGAGUUUGUAAUAGUUAAAACUCUUCAGAAUGCUUACCAUUCAAA